UUCCUUUUUCCCAACACGUAAGGUAAGUCUUGUAACACGCACAUGAUCCAAUACUUCUCGAUUGGGAUAUUUCUUUUUCAGGUGUUGAUUCGUUCAGAUCUAUAAGUGGAGGAGCUAUCACUGAGCAGAGAGAGACAUCUCUCUCUCUCUCUCUCUCUCUCUCUCUCUGUAUGUGAAAAAAUGGAGAAGAAACGUUUAUGGGUUCCCACUAUUGUGGCACAAGUGUGUCUCUGCUUUGGUCUCUACCUUGCUUUUCAACUGGGUCAGCCUCAGAACUCUGUGAACCUCCAUAGAAGAAGUGAAAGCAGAGAUCUUUACUUCAUCAGCGUCAGAGGAGGCUUCAGACCUCUCAAGCAACAGACCCAUCUUCUCAAACGGAUGGAGAAGGUGGCAAAGAAGUACAAGGCAAAGUUUGUAGUGGACAUCAGUGAUCUUGGGAAAGAUGAUCCGCUCAUGCAGAAUGGUACCCUGCAUUUCUCAUCAUUAAAGGUUCCCUGGUAUACUACUACAGUUUCAGGCAGAUAUGGAGGGGGUUACUUCCAGAAGCAGAUAAGACUACCUUACGAGAAAACCUUAGACCUCAUUGGUGUGGAUACUGGGUCAUUAGAGGGGAAGGUUUUAAUCUCGGGAUCAUCAAGUGAGUUUGGAUUCAAUCAGUUACAUUGGCUGACAAGGACACUAGAGGAAACCAGUAGUGACUGGUGCAUAGUUGUUGGAUUCCACCCAUUGGCUAAAUGUGAAGAUAGUGAAGAGGGAAUGGAAGCAAAGCAAGUCUUUGAGUCUCUACAUCAUAGUUUUAUGAAAUAUGAAGUGAAUGCAUAUAUAAGUGAGCGGGGUUGCACUAGCGAUGUCCAACAAGGUACUCUGAGCUACAUUGGGAACCCGGGCUCAACAAAUGCACUAGCUUUUGUAAAUGAGACAUCAAUAUUUAGGAGUUUUAUCUUACAAAACACCGCAAUCCCUUGUAUGGAGUUAACAGACGGAUGCAUUUUUAUGUCUUCACUUUUCGGGUUUGCAGGUAACCUACUUUGUUAGCUUGAGUGGGGAAGUAGUGCAUAAAUCUGUACUCCAUCAGAAGGGUAAAGCAGUCAUGUAAAUUGUGUUUGAAGAGGAGCAGAUUCUACCCAAUUUUUUCAAGCCAUGGAUGAUAAACUCAGCUUGACACCAUUUUUUCUUGUGUAAUGUUUUUUUUCACCACAUCACUUAUGUUGUAUGUGAAAGGCAAGAGGUCAUUGCUUUGAAGCAAAAGCCUUUUCCUCCACCUUUUUGACAAUGGAUGAAAGUAUAUGUUACUUUUACA
Molecule: messenger RNA, 1300 nt
Organism: Rosa rugosa (rugosa rose)
Lineage: Eukaryota; Viridiplantae; Streptophyta; Magnoliopsida; Rosales; Rosaceae
Exons: 7
Coding region: 181-1035 (284 amino acids)
Molecular function (GO): acid phosphatase activity; ferric iron binding; ferrous iron binding
Source: RefSeq, a predicted model, not a curated record